Messenger RNA from Coturnix japonica (Japanese quail), 639 nucleotides. It is a transcript of the gene ID1, whose product is annotated as inhibitor of DNA binding 1. NCBI's taxonomy places the organism in Eukaryota, Metazoa, Chordata, Aves, Galliformes, Phasianidae. Gene Ontology annotation, cellular component: nucleus; cytoplasm. Gene Ontology annotation, molecular function: protein dimerization activity; transcription regulator activity. The record is from RefSeq and is a predicted model, not a curated record. Gene Ontology annotation, biological process: cell differentiation; negative regulation of transcription by RNA polymerase II; circadian regulation of gene expression.
CGCGGCACGCAGCUCCCACGGCCGCCCGCAGGGUCCCAGCGCCGCCGCUCGCAAUGAAGGUCGCCUCUACCGCCCCGUCGCCGCUGCCCGCCGGUCCCGGUGGGGCUCUAAAGGCCGUUCGACCCGGGGAAGCCGCUCGUUGCGGGCCGGGACCUGGAGCCGUCGCUGCCGAACAAGCGGCCGCAGCGCUGCUGUACGAUAUGAAGGGCUGCUACUCCAGGCUCCGGGCGCUGGUGCCCACGUUGCCGCGGCACAGGAGGGUCUCUAAAGUGGAGCUGCUGCAGCAUGUGAUCGAUUACAUCUGGGACCUACAACUGGCUCUACAGCCCGGCCCUGCCCGGCCCCCGAAUCCUGCUGAGCCCCCAGAGGCUCCGUGCAUGGCCGCUGCCGACCGUAUAUUGUGCCGCUGAGAGACACCGACACGGACCCGAACGGAGCCCCCCCCCCCCCAUAAGGGCACGGACGGGACCCGCAUCCGAGAGCACGGAACGGACGCCCCUACGGAGCCGACGGCCGCGGCUCGUAACCUUCUCAGAUUGCUGAGAGCAUUCCAUGUAUUGUAUAUUACAAUGAUGCUGGAGAAUAUUGUUCUACAAUAGCUGGAGUUUUGUUAUUAAACAAGCCCUGAUUACCAGGCAA